Molecule: messenger RNA, 672 nt
Organism: Octodon degus (degu)
Lineage: Eukaryota; Metazoa; Chordata; Mammalia; Rodentia; Octodontidae
Product: olfactory receptor 1440-like
Exons: 2
Coding region: 1-672 (223 amino acids)
Biological process (GO): sensory perception of smell; G protein-coupled receptor signaling pathway
Cellular component (GO): membrane
Molecular function (GO): olfactory receptor activity; odorant binding; G protein-coupled receptor activity
Source: RefSeq, a predicted model, not a curated record
AUGUCCCUGCACAUGGAGGAACUGUACCUCUUCUUCUCCAGCCUGGGUCUGUCUGAGUGCUGCCUUCUGGCGGCCAUGGCCUACGACCGCUAUGCCGCCAUCUGUAAUCCCCUGCUCUACACGGCCAUCAUGUCCCCCGCCCUCUGUGUGCAGAUGGUGGUUGGCGCCUACCUCACCGGAUUCUUGGGUUCGCUGAUCCAAUUCUGUGCUUUACUUCAGCUCGAUUUCUGUGGGCCAAACCUUGUCAACCACUUUUUUUGUGACCUGCCUCAAUUACUAGUCCUCUCCUGCUCUGAAACCUUUUUCCUGCAAGUCAUAAAGUUUGUGAUAGCAGUGAUUUUUGGUGUGGCAUCUGUCCUGGUCAUCAUGGUCUCCUAUGGGUACAUUGCUGGGACCAUCUUGAGGAUGAGCUCCGUGGAAGGCAGGUCCAAGGCCUUCAACACCUGUGCUUCCCACCUGAUGGCUGUCACCCUCUUCUUCGGGUCAGGACUUUUCGUCUACAUGCAUCCGAGCUCCGGUCAUUCUCUCGGCUACGACAAGAUGGCUUCAGUCUUCUAUGCCAUGGUGAUUCCCAUGUUGAAUCCUUUGAUUUAUAGUCUGAGGAACAAGGAAAUCAAAGAUGCCGCUAAGAGGUGUAGGAAGGAGCGCGUGCUUUCCCGCUGCCGCUGUUAG